AUGGCUCAGGCGAGUGAACCCGUCCCAGUGCAUUGUUACACCAAUCCAUCGUUUUGUCAACAAUCGGAAUAUAUUCCAGAGGAUCAAGCUAAUGAUCUACCGCCACCCCCGCAGUUUCAAAGUACAGACGAUCUACCACCUCCGCCACCACCGUUGAUCUUGCAGGCGCAAUGCAACGGGGGUCAAAGUAAUCCUGCAUUUCAGGGACACACGGAGGGUAGCAGAAUCGAAAAUCGUGAGAGUAGAGACAAUAGAUAUUGUUACCUCGAAGAGAACAGGAUUUCAAGUCAUCGACGAUAUGCAAGCCUUCCGGUGGAAGAACAUCGGCCGACGUACAAUCAGCAUUCGAGGUACGAUUACAUACAGGAGGAACAGCAAAGAGGUCAGAUCCAACGAAGGGGCUCCUCAAGGUAUGAGUUCAUUCCGCACCAGCAGGUGCAACAACGUUCCGCAUUGUCGGCCAACCAAGACCACGGCCGGGAACCGCAGAUGCAAAGUUGCCGGAACAACGCUGGAAGAUACGCGGUUGUACCGGGUGAUCAAGAGUUUCACGACGAGGAGGCCGUUUGGAGCACAGGGAACAAUCACGUUUCCCCCGUACGAAGGCAACACAUCGACACACCACAAGGUCGUUACAGCAGAGUGCCCCUGCACGAAGAGGACCCUCCGGAGCUACCAGAAAGAAACGGGCAAGAGUUGUCGGUCUCGCCGCGAAACAACUUAGCCACGCAAAAACUUCACGAGAUAUUGACCACUCCCAGGAAGCCACGAUCCAGGUCCGAGGAGAGAACCCUGUCGCCGAAGAGGCAACACUCGUUCAAUCAAACCGGUACGCCACAAAGAAGAGCGCUCACUCCAGGUGGUUCGCCAACCGGACGAACGUUUAGCCCUACCCGCUCUACACCCCAAGGAACACCCCAAAACCGUAGAUUCCCGCCAACAGGGCCACAAACUUCCACCCCGAAUAAAGAAUCCUCGGCCAGAAGGUGUCUACCGUUGCUGGAGAAUCCUCCACAGCAGGAUGUCUGCCCAGCCAGCAACUGCGGGCGACUUCGAUACGUCGGUACCGCUCCAGUCGACCUUCUGUCGAUGGGUCACGGCGAGCCACCACCUCGUUACGCGUACAUGGAUAACGGGCCAGAGUCUAUGCCGAUGGUGUCCGGUUCGCCGAGGUAUCAGGUGAUCCCCGCAGGACAGAAACGAAACGGCUACCAAAGCGUGGAAAGCGCGUUCAUCGCUCGUACUGCGGUGGUUCCUCCUCUCUCGCCGCCGAACAGUGACGCAAACACAACCUUGGCCAGCGGUUUGGAGAAGAACGAUAGGAGAAACGCACCGCUUCUGUUGGCGUUGGUCGGUAUCUUGACUUGCGGUCUGGCGUUAUAUUUAUCCUGGACGCAAGGAAGAAGAUACUACUACGAUAGCGCAGCAGGUUGUGGAGCGUGUUGCACCCUAGCAGGAGCAUGUAGAACGUUAAGAAGAACUUGGACUGGACUUGGACUCGCUGGACUUUCAGCGCUGAGCUGCGCAGGACUUCUGUUGCUCGCUGCGAAAUCCCCUAAAGCUGGCACCCCUCUACAUGAUGUUACAGCUGGAGCACUGUGUGGAGUUUCUCUAUUGGGCGCUGCUUUGGCGUUGUUAGCUCUUUUGGCGCCAAGAUGCAACUUGGGCCGACACAGACGGGUGCAUUCCUGGAUACCUCGUCUAUCGCCUUAA
Molecule: messenger RNA, 1713 nt
Organism: Dufourea novaeangliae
Lineage: Eukaryota; Metazoa; Arthropoda; Insecta; Hymenoptera; Halictidae
Exons: 5
Coding region: 1-1713 (570 amino acids)
Source: RefSeq, a predicted model, not a curated record